Molecule: messenger RNA, 1465 nt
Organism: Echinops telfairi (small Madagascar hedgehog)
Lineage: Eukaryota; Metazoa; Chordata; Mammalia; Afrosoricida; Tenrecidae
Product: sulfotransferase 1 family member D1-like
Exons: 7
Coding region: 219-1103 (294 amino acids)
Biological process (GO): sulfation
Cellular component (GO): cytoplasm
Molecular function (GO): sulfotransferase activity
Source: RefSeq, a predicted model, not a curated record
AGCGAGAGAGAAAAGAUUGUAAUGUAUUACUAGCAUGCAUGCAAUGAUUUAAGACAUAGCAUUUACGCUACUGUCUCCUUUUCCACAGACUUAUACAGGACAGUAUUGUACUCUGCCACUGCUAUAGCUAGAGUAAUGACAGUGCUAUUGAAGUAUUAGUUUAUUUUUAAACUUGAUUGCUACAAUUUGACAUUUCAUUUAAAUCUAGAAUCUCAAAAAUGGAGAAUCCUAGUGUCUUAAGGAGGGAGUUAGUAGACAUUCAUGGUGUCCCCUUGUUCUGGUGCAUUGUUGAAGAGUGGUCCCAGGUGGAGUCGUUUGAGGCCCGGCCAGAUGACAUUCUGAUCGCCACCUAUCCCAAAUCUGGAACAACCUGGACCUGUGAAAUAUUGGAUUUGAUCUAUAACAAUGGAGAUUUAGAGAAAUGCAAACGUGAUGCAAUAUACAACCGGGUGCCAUUCAUGGAACUGAUCAUUCCUGGCCAAGUAAAUGGCAUUAAACAGCUGGAAAACAUACAGUCUCCUCGACUGAUAAAAACCCAUCUGCCUGUCCAACUUCUCCCUUCUUCAUUCUGGAAGAAUGACUGCAAGAUGAUCUAUGUGGCACGAAAUGCCAAAGAUGUGGCUGUCUCUUACUAUUAUUUUUACCAAAUGGCAAAAUUGCACCCAGAGCCUGGUACCUGGGAAGAGUUCCUGGACAAGUUCAUGACUGGGAAAGUGUGUUUUGGUUCCUGGUAUGAGCAUGUGAAGAACUGGUGGGAGAAGAGGAAAGAUUAUCGCAUCUUGUACCUAUUUUAUGAAGACAUGAAAGAAGACCCAAAGAGCAACAUUCAUAAGUUGCUAGAGUUCCUGGACAAAGACCUGCCGGAAGAAACAGUGGCUAAAAUCCUCUAUCACACCUCAUUCAACGUGAUGAAGCAGAACCCAAGUGCAAAUUACACCACCAUGGAGAAAGAUGCAAUGGACCACUCUGUGUCUCCCUUUAUGAGGAAGGGUAUUUCAGGAGACUGGAAAAACAAGUUCACUGUAUCCCAGUAUGAGGCAUUUGAAGAGGAUUACAAAAAGAAAAUGAAAGGAUCCACGCUGCAAUUUCGAUCAGAAAUCUAAGGACCCUUGUUAUUUCUCCUACUCUUAACUGGAGCUUAAAAUGAAAGAACAAAAAUAACUCUUAAAACUCUAAUGAAAUUAAAUUCUACAUGUGAUUUUUCCUUAUUUACUUACAUUAGUAGUUUACAAUAAUUCAAGAAUAUAAAAAUCUAUGUUUGGAAAAUCAAUAGUGCCUUUGAUCAUACUUAGCUUCCACAAAAUGUUUGUUAAUCUUAGCAAUUAAAUCAAUAAGUUAAGAAUGUAAAGCUACCAUGAUAUAUACUGCUUUUCAAAAAUGAAUGAAACAAGUUCUCAGUGAUUAGAAUUGCAAAAGAAAUAACGAGUGGAGUCUUUAAGAUCUAUUAUAACCAAAAAAAAUCUCA